This is a messenger RNA of Aplosporella prunicola CBS 121167, 465 nucleotides long. RefSeq lists its product as uncharacterized. NCBI's taxonomy places the organism in Eukaryota, Fungi, Ascomycota, Dothideomycetes, Botryosphaeriales, Aplosporellaceae. The record is from RefSeq and is a predicted model, not a curated record. The transcript has a single exon. The coding region runs from base 1 to 465 and encodes 154 amino acids.
AUGCUCGUCUUACGAGUUCUAGCAGCGUUUACAGCAUCCAAAGAGAUCUGGUCCGACAGGAUGGCUGCGACACCAAGAGCCAUAAGUCUGAGCCUUACACCAACGAUAGGCAACGAUGCUGCCGCCCCACUAGAAGGCUUGGGACUCUUAUCAGCGCCGGCAAACAACAAGCAUAAGGUCUCCGUUGCCUGUCUAUCGCCUCCGGUAUCGAGCUCAUCGAGAUCGUCCUUGAUAAGUGUGACUUCAGAGUCCUUCGCCGCUACAGCUGCCAACGAAGAAGCCGACUUCAUUACCAUACCCAAGUUUCUGUAUAGCAAAGAAACCUACCUUUUUCUAGGUUUCAGCGAGGAGAUAGCGGACAAUAUGUGGCAGAAAUUCCUGUCUCAGUCUGAUCAUCGCCGCAGCGACAUUGUUGUCACUCAUCAGCAGGACAUCCUCAUACCACUCAACGCCGCCUUUCAGUGA